Molecule: messenger RNA, 1716 nt
Organism: Scatophagus argus
Lineage: Eukaryota; Metazoa; Chordata; Actinopteri; Scatophagidae
Gene: ninj1
Product: ninjurin 1
Exons: 3
Coding region: 338-775 (145 amino acids)
Biological process (GO): tissue regeneration; cell adhesion
Cellular component (GO): membrane
Source: RefSeq, a predicted model, not a curated record
CACAGCUUGUUAAUGAGUACCUCGGCUGCGACUACAGUCCAAAUGAAAGCACUAUACGGUUCAUACAUCAGAAUUUCAGUUCAAGUGUGUGUAUUGCCCCAUUAGCAGUGUCGCCGGGGCGGACCUUGCCCGCUCUCACUUCUCCCAGCAGCCCACGGCUACAUGAGGACAGCCGUUCCCGUGUUUGGAUGGGCGGUAGUCUGGAGCUUCUUUCCCCUCUUGUCGUCACAGCAGUCUCCUGUAAACAGUCGGUGCCCGUCUCCGUCGGCUGGACCAUCGACCUUUACUGAAGACCCCAGCACGCACCAGCUCGGGAUAUAACGCGGUUAUUAGCAACAUGGCUACGGAAAACUUGGAAAUGAACGGUGAUGCUGACCGAAACGGCGAAGCGGAGGUCCCUCUGCGAGGCCGCUCGAGGAGGCAGAGUCGACCUCUGAACAUGAACCAUUACGCGAAUAAGAAGAGUGCAGCAGAGAGCAUGCUGGACGUGGCUCUGCUCAUGGCUAAUGCCUCGCAGCUGAAGGCCGUGCUGGAGCAAGGACCGGAGUUCACCUUCUACGUGCCUCUCAUUACUCUCAUUAGCAUCUCGCUCAUCCUGCAGAUCGUGGUGGGAAUCCUCCUCAUCUUCAUAGUUAAGUGGGACCUGAAUGAUGAGAGCAAGCACUACAAGCUCAACAUCUUGGAGAACACAACCACCGCCUUUGUCUUCAUCAUAGUCGUGGUUAACGUCUUCAUCACAGCCUUUGGUGUACAGCGGCCCAACACAAGUUCUUGAUCACCUUUUUAGAUAACCCUCUGUGGAUACUGAUGAAGUUAGUAAAGAUGGACCUCCAUGUUAUUUGUUCAAAUGGUCAGAAUUUUUUAUUUAUUCGCCAAACGGUGAAAGAGCAUGCAGGUGUCUUUGCCACUCUGUGAUCCAAACACAAAGGCUUGUAACUUGAUAACCUGACUAUCAGGUGACUUGUGUGUGUUUGUGAUUGUGUUUGUGUGUGUGUGUGUGUGUGUGUGUGCGCGCGCAUGUCAGAGGGAUACAAUGCUUCUCUAACCAUGGCUAUGGAUGAAUGUGUUGUCUAUUUUUAUUUCAUCAGUUUGUUACAUCUUGUAAUGCUCAGGUUACUGAUACAAAUGGAUUAUUGCCUUCAUUUAUAAAACAAACAUAUCAGAGCAAUAUACUGUGCUUCAGUUCCAACCAUUGUGAAUGUGUCCUGGGAAAAAAAAAGAGACAUUCUGCUCUUACCUUUAAGUUUUAUAUUUGUCAGUACCUUUCGGCCUAAGCCUUAUGCCCGUACUGUUAGAAAAGGAACAAAAUAAAGAAACCCAAUCACCAAAGUGUAAUCCAAAUGAAAUCCUUCAUUCAAAGAGUCAUCCUGAUGCUCAUGAGGCAUUACGCAACAGCUUUAUUAUGGGGGAAAACCUUCCGUUUACAGUGUUACAAAUCCCACCUAACCAAUGAAGUCGUCCUUACAUGUUUUGUUUCUUUAAGUGCUAUACAAAGUCUAGUCCAUAAUGUUUGAACUGAUUUACCUGUGUACAUUACUUAAGGUCUGCUGUGCUUGUGGUUUGAACUAUAUAGUGUUAGUGGUUAUUUUUUUUUUUAUUUUUUUUUUAUUACUUUUAAAGGACCAAAAAAGUUUCGCAGCUUCCAUGAUAUGAUCUUUGAUUACACACUGUGACUACUGUUUUAAAUGAAAUUUAUAAAUAAAACUACAAAAGUGA